Gambusia affinis (western mosquitofish) is the source of this 1614-nucleotide messenger RNA. RefSeq names its product GTPase IMAP family member 9-like. Gene Ontology annotation, molecular function: GTP binding. Bases 244 to 1182 code for a protein of 312 amino acids. NCBI's taxonomy places the organism in Eukaryota, Metazoa, Chordata, Actinopteri, Cyprinodontiformes, Poeciliidae. The record is from RefSeq and is a predicted model, not a curated record. The transcript is spliced from 4 exons.
UCUUCGCCGGUAGGGAAAUGAUGCAAACCUACUGUGCGUCUUUGAGAGACUUUCUCUAAAACUUUCCUUCUUGAUGUUUUUAACUAAAUAUGUAGAUGGGGAGUUUCUCAUUUAAUUUGAGGUUUAUAUUGACUUGUAGCUGUUUCUGGCCUGCCCUACCUGCUUCUAAACCCAGGCAGGUGAAGAUUUCCGGGUUGUUCUCUUCCGUGUUCUUCAGCGAAUAGAGCAGACAAACAGGACGACAUGGCGCAGGCCGCAGGAUUUGGAUCAAGAAGAAGAAGUAGAAGCAAGGACUUCCCUCCAAAUCUCAGACUGGUUCUUGUUGGGAAGACUGGGUCAGGGAAGAGCUCCAGUGGGAACACCAUCCUGGGCAGAGACGCCUUCGUAGCUGCAGUCAGUCAGUCCUCAGUCACCAGGCAGAGCUGCAAGCAGGAAGGCGAAGUGUUUGACAGAACAGUGACCAUCGUCGACACGCCGGGUCUCUUUGACACGUCGAUCUCCGAACACACCAUCAAGAGAGAGAUCUCCAAGUGCAUCAACAUGUCGGCCCCGGGGCCCCACGCCAUCCUGCUGGUCAUCAAGGUGGGGCCUUUCACCGAUGAGGAGCAGGACGCGGUGAGGCAGGUGGAGGACAUCUUUGGGCCGGACGCCUGGAGGUACACCAUGAUCCUGUUCACCCAGGAUGAUGGAGCUGCUGAAGACGUGAAGCUGCAGCUGCCGGAGUGCGGCCCCAAGCUGGAGAGCGUCCUGCAGAGGGUCAACAACCGCUACCUGAUGCUCAACAACCACAGGGCCCACGACCGCAGCCAGGUGCUGGCGCUGCUGGAGAAGGUGGACAGGAUGGUGUUUGAGAACGGAGGAGAGUUCUACUCCAACUACACCUACCUGCAGGUGGUGGAGAUGCUGCGGCGCAGAGAGGAGGAGCUCAGAGCGUUCUACCAGAAGCAGCUGGAGGAGCAGACCAGAGCUGUGGAGCAGAAAUAUGAACAGCUGCUGACUGCUGCUCAGCCUGAAGGCCCCGACCUGAAGAGGAGAUGCCAGGCUGAGUUACAGGAAGUUCAGCGUUUCUAUGACAACUUGCUGCGGAGCACCCGCCAUGUUGUAGAGCAGAGCACUCAGGAGGAUUCAAUGGAGGUCGUUUUCCAGUUCUCCAAGACGCUGAAAGUGAAGACCAGCUCCUAAAGACCCAGAAGUCCCUGUUUUCAUUACCCAGCAUGCAUCAGCGUCAGGAUGACCAGUCCAGCCUUGAGGUUCUGGUCCGCAUUGAUGUUUGGUCACUCAGGUUCCUCUGAGAAACCCCUGCGGUCCAGUCAAAGUCCUUCCUUCUGAAACAUUUCAGCAGCAGCCUGAAGAUUCCUGAAGGAACUAAAACCUUCUGCUACAACAACCAGUUUCUGCCCACAUGGGGAUUUUUCCUCCCUGAACUGGCAACCAUUCAUUUCAUUGUUGAACUAUGCUGUAACUUAGUCUAAUAGGUAAUACUUAUUAUCUAUUGUUUAUUCAUAAAAACAUUAACAAGCAAAAGUUGAUCAUUGUUGAAAAUUGUUGUGAAUGUCAGAGUGAUAAUGAGCUGAACUCUAAACCUGCAGCAGUUCACUGACGUCAUCAGAACCA